Molecule: messenger RNA, 1023 nt
Organism: Protopolystoma xenopodis
Lineage: Eukaryota; Metazoa; Platyhelminthes; Monogenea; Polystomatidea; Polystomatidae
Source: the annotation of a GenBank genome assembly
AUGCUCUUUCGCGUUGAGGCAGCAAAUGGGGACCUGGUGGUUUCGGGUCCCUUGGACCGCGAGUCUAGUAGAGAAGGUGAUCGGCAUCGCCUCGUCAUUCUUGCUAUCGACAGCGGAUCUCCCCCUCGCACCGCCAGUCUUCAGGUGACAGUAACUAUGCUCGAUGUCAACGACAAUGCUCCUGUCAUUCAACUGCCUAGUGACCCUUCGAAUUCGGCCAGUCAAUCCUCAGAAAUAGACAAGUACGGCUUUAUUCUCGAGGCUGACCGUCUCGGCGAAAGCGAUACAGAAAACUUGGGAGCAGGCGAAAGAUGGCAUCUUUCCAGACCUUCCGGCCUUCAGAGAGCCGCCGCAGCAUCGACGCACCACGAUUCCGAUACCGACCAAGCAACUGGGGACAUCGAGACCGGUGCAUGGUGGAGCAAGACUGGCCGUAAGGUUGUUUGGCCGCCUGGUCAGCCACCACCCGGUCUACAUGUCGGCGUCUCUACAGAAUCAGCCUCGGCAACGUUGAAUCCGUCGCUGUUGCAAGCCUUUCUGAGUCGGCAUUCGGACGCCAGAGUCCGCGAAAACCGGCCCCCAGGCACGGUUGUCACCACAGUUUGGGUACAUGAUCCGGACGCCGGGGAGAACGGCACUCUGGCGUGUCGGCUUGAUGGAGAGAUCGUCAUGCUGACGCCUGAAUCACGAACUGCCUUACAUGCCGUUAGCAACGACAAUGCGACUCAGUCUGCAAACAGGGAUUCUGGUCGAGAUGAAACCAGCCUUGCUGCCAGGCUAGAAGCCUUUGGAGCGGACAAUGUUCUGAUGUUUCGUGUCGAAGGUCUGGACGAUGAGGGAGAAUCAAGAAGGUUUCGCGACAAUGGCGAAAUUAAUUUCGGUCAAAGAGGCGCAAAACUGAGAGGCCCCGGCAACCGAAAGACAUUGCAAAUAGUUACCACUAAGGCAAGUCAAAGACAUACUCAUUUUAUUGUUUCUUCCUCAAUGCAGUUCUGUAGCAGCCUUUCAUCCGCUAACAUGUAA